AAAAGAUCGCUUCUUUUCUUUUAGCAUCCAAAAAUUAAAAAAAUGGGUUUAGCAUCGGCUAACACAGCAAGUGAAGGGAUGCAAUUAUGCAUUUUUGAUUUAAAAAGAGGCCAAUUUGAAGGUCAAGAACUGGACAAGAUUCUAUUUUUCUUUCCUGCAGAUUUGCCCUUCUCCGCCCAACUUUCUGUUAUAGGUCUAAGUGAAGGACUUAUCACAUUUACAAGAAUUUUCUCUCCUGAAGCAGCUUGUGAGGUCAUUGAAGCUGAGAGGCAUUCCCAUGUUUUUUAUGAGGCUGAACCUGAUAUUUGGAUGGUCAUGGUAGUGGAGAAAAGUAAGGGGCUAGAAGUUAUAUGGAGGAUAGAUGCAUUAAGAGAGGUGCUCAAGGAAGUUCAUUCUCUUUUUAUGAUGUUCAAUGGGUCUAUAAGAGCAAUGCUUGAGAAAGAACCAAGCGGGGGACUAACUCGAUCUCAUUUAUACCCUUUCAUAAUGGAUUAUCUAAGCGCAUGUCAAAUUUGGUCUUCAUUGGAACACUGCUGCUGGGAUUUUCUUGGUGGGAAGAAACUUCAAUUACCCUCAUUUCGCGACUGUUUAACAGAGCGUAGAACUGUACAGAUGUUGACUGUUGGGAGGGAAGCUGCUAUAGAAGUUCAGUCACUUGUCAGGGUACUGGAAUCUUGUGCUGGGACCACAUCCUGCUAUUCACUAAUUUUCCUCCAGGAUCUGCUUGUCUCUACAACAGUUUCUCCUGAUGAUACGAUAAAUUUGUUUACUUAUACAGUUUUAAGAUUGACUCCUCGUGCUUUAUCCUCCGGAACAAGUUCCUGGUCCUACUUACGUAAGGGAAAUGCUGCACCUCAUGUUGCCGGUGGGUCCAUCCCAGCUAAUUCAGUGUCUGCAUCAGAAAAUUUUGUUCAGUCGCACAAUAACUCUGCUGGCCAAGGUGAUUGUUAUCCAGUUAGAAGACCGUUGCAGCCUGACAGGUGGGCUAGAGGGAAGGAUGGUUUUCUUGUCACUGAUAUUUGGGGUACAGAGGUCGGUAGCUUGACUUCAGCCACCCCAACAAUAUGGCUUCGGCAAACUGAGGAAAGAAUGUAUCUUUGUGCUUAUCAGUAUAAAGGUCUGACCUUAAUUCUUUUGAUUCCUGUUUCCUCGAUUCUUGACGGAGAACAAGGUGUUACCCUGGUGAAACAGCAAGUUAUUGAAAAUGCAUCUCUUAAGAUGAUAAAAGUUGAAGAGAAACUGUCAAAAGGAUGGGGUGGCGAGAAUGCUUAUCACGUCGGUGGGUAUCGUUACUUGCUUGUUGACGAUGAUCGAAAUGUAUCUAGGGCCUCUCCACCUGUAAAGGUUACAACCCUUACUAAGGAUUCUUUACUUGCGAUGAAUAAGCUUAGAGAAGAAGUAGAUGCGGAAAAGAGUAGAGCAAAACAGAAUACUGUAGAUCAACAAAAGGAAUUGGAAAUAUCGAUCAGAGGUAGAAAUAAUGCAUGGGUUAUAGCUCGUACUACUAGAGGGAAGGAGCUUUACAUGGUAUUAGAAAAGGCCAAUGAGACACUUCUUUACGCAUCUGAUGCUGUUGAAAAGUUUAGCAACAGGUACUGUGGUGGCAGUUUCUCGUUGGAUUAAAGGGAAUGCACAUCGUUCUCGUAGAUAUGUGUAUAAAUAAUCAGUCUUUUGCUGCUCCAUUCUUUUUUUCUGAGAGGCAUCAUUCAGUUGAGUUUUUGUAACACUAAGGUUCAACAUGGAAAAGUGGCUGGUUAUGUAAUAAUUCUCCCUUCACCUGUAUCUACAAUUUUAAGAGAUCGGAGAAAAGACAUGGGAAGCGCGAAGCGGUAUACUAAUAGUGUUUGUUACGUAAUCUGUCUCUGAAUAGUGAAUAAGCGCUUAAUUUUAAUUUCAGAAACUGUAAUUCUGAAGAAAUAUUUCAUCUCUUUUACCAUUUGGGAUUACAAGUAAGGUAUGUGCAAAAGCAAAACUGAAUGAAUUGAAACUACAAAUUCGGUUUGAUAUUAUAAAGAGUUUGCUUUUCCGUUU
Mercurialis annua (annual mercury) is the source of this 2031-nucleotide messenger RNA. Its product is annotated as vacuolar fusion protein CCZ1 homolog B-like. The record is from RefSeq and is a predicted model, not a curated record. Gene Ontology annotation, biological process: vesicle-mediated transport. Lineage: Eukaryota; Viridiplantae; Streptophyta; Magnoliopsida; Malpighiales; Euphorbiaceae. The transcript is spliced from 10 exons. Gene Ontology annotation, cellular component: intracellular membrane-bounded organelle; Mon1-Ccz1 complex. The coding region runs from base 43 to 1623 and encodes 526 amino acids.